ACCUUGACUCAGAGCAGCGGGGCAGCAGCAGGUGUGGGGCCCCACGUUGUCCCCAGGCCGCUGAGCGGGGCAGGAAGCUCAGGUGCCCCGCAGUCAUGGCUGAGAGCCACAGCUGGUGGAAGCUGACCUUCCUGAGGAAGCGUAAAUCCAUGCCCAAGGUGCUGUAUGACAGCCCCGACAUCCACGCCGGCGAUGGCCCCGAGGGUUCAGCUGAGGAAGGGACGCCCGACUUCGCCGCCCGCCUGGAGAAGAUCGUGGAUAAAAACACCAAAGGGAAACACGUCAAGGUGUCCAACUCCGGCCGCUUCAAGGAGAAGAAGAAAGUCAGGCCCACGCUGGCUGAGAACCCCGGGCUCUGUGCAGACAGCGAGCGAGAGGAGAAAUGAGGCUGGGAGGGGGCAGUUCGGGUCCAUCCUGCCCCCCCAUGGACCCCCAUUGCUGCCCCAUUGGGAUCCCUUGACAGAGCUGGGGGGCUCAGCGCUGCACCCCCCCCAAUGGCACUUUGUUAGGAAAACGGACUCAGAUAGGACUUUAUUUAAGGAAAAAAAAGCAAGAAUCCUAUUUAAAUGCAGCCCCGGUGGGCGCUGGCUGCUGGCUCACUGGGUGACAAAGGGGGGAUGGAUGGGGCAGGGAGCGCUGCAGGGCACAGCCCCAACGCCGUGCAGCCCCUCGCUGUGCUGUGGGGCACCCAUGAGCAGCACUGGGCUGAGUCCUGCUGGCACAGGGCAGCCCAGGACAAAGCACUGGGGGCUCAGUUUGGCUGCAGGACCACUGGAGCCCCUUGGCUGCGUGCUGCCCUGAGCAAACACAGAGGUGACACCAGGACGAAGCCCUGCUCAUCCCCAAAGCCAGAGGAGCUGCGCGGCCCUCUGUGCUGAUCUUUGCACUGCUGGAUGCAGCCAAGCCUGGCCAAAGGAUGGGCAGCUGCUGAGGAAACCAUUGGGAGCUGGGAGGGCUCCAGGUUUCCCAGCAGGAGCUGCGUUGCUGCCCAGGACCGGGAAUUGCUCUUUGCUCCCAGAAGGGGAGAGCUGCUCACAGACCGUGGCGAGGGAGCCGAGCUCACAGCCUCUUCUCUUUUUGCUGUUCUUAUUUUUUUAUUGUGGAAGCUGAGCCUUUCGUGAGGUCUUCCAACUGUUCUUUGCGAAUAAAGCAGGUCUGGGAACAAA
This is a messenger RNA of Lagopus leucura (white-tailed ptarmigan), 1166 nucleotides long. RefSeq names its product proline rich 15 like (gene PRR15L). The record is from RefSeq and is a predicted model, not a curated record. Lineage: Eukaryota; Metazoa; Chordata; Aves; Galliformes; Phasianidae. The transcript has 2 exons. The coding region runs from base 96 to 386 and encodes 96 amino acids.